GCCGCUACCUCAUUAGCAUAAAUUGUUGGCAAUUGUCAAAUUUAUAGCAAGAGUAUAUAUGUAUCUAGUAAAAUUUACAUUUAGCACCUAGUUGUCUUUUCGCACUCACUUUAUAUACAUAUAUACAUAUGUGUAUAUCGAUAACUGUAUAAUCAAGAGCAAAAACUACUUCAAUGAAACUUAUCAGCGCAAGCAGCUACCAAAAACAAGCGUUUUCUUCUUGUGGCACGAUCCGCGCUAAUCGAUCGACUGCGAAUCUGUUGCUAGAUAUAGAUAUGUACAUACAUAUAAUGAUCGGCCGACUUAUCGUUAACAGCCCGCGAAACGUGCAGUGGCAAAAAUGCUUAUCUGGCUCUCGCCGCUCACCGCUCGCCACUCGCCGCUCGACUCGGGAGACGAGUCGACUCGAAUCGAGUCUGCAGACAACUGCCAGACAGAGCCGACAGAGCGGACAGAGUCGCAUCCAAUCGAACGUGCUGCAGUCAGCGGUAGAUCAAACUGUAAACGAAAACUGAAAUUCUGUGGCCAGAUAAGCGCUUCAGCUGGCCGGAGCGAUAAGCGUCUUGGCUUGGCUAUAAAAUCGCCCAGUUAGCCGUUGAGCUGCAGCAGUCGUCACAAUGCAGCAAGCAACGAGCUGGAGAAGAUGGCUCUGCGGACUAUGUCUGAUCUCGAUCUGGCGGCAUUCGGAGUCGACGGCCAGCAUAGAUCGCAUACAGAAGCACAAUUUGGAGCUGCUGUCGCAGCAGCUGAAUCGCGGCUGGCGUGCAUUCUGUGAUGCGCCCGUCGACGAGGGCGUCAUGGCGCUCUACGAGGGCAUCAAUCCCAGCGAUGCGCGCCUGCACGUGAUGACCAUCACCAAUCAGAGCAUUCAGCUGCCCAUCAAGUCGAUGCCGGAGCUGCGCGAUUUCGACAUCAAUCCGCAGCGCAAGACUCUCAUCUAUGUGAAUGCGUUCCACACCGCCGACAGUUAUUUCAGCGUGCAGGAGCACCUGACGCUGUUGCAGACGACGCGUCGGGACCUCAACAUCAUCAUCGUGGACUUCGCCACGAACGUGGCCCAGCUGUACUACACAGUGCGGCAUCAUCUCUCCGUGCACGGCUACUCCAUCUACAAGCUGCUCAGCUCGCUGACGGAUGCGGGCAUUGCGCCGGAGGACAUUACGCUGGCGGGGCAUUCGGUGGGCGCAAAUAUUGCUGCGCUGGGCGCUGAUUUGUUUGCCAAGAGCAGCAAGCGGCAGGUGGGUCAGCUGAUCGCCAUCGAUCCAGCCACCAUGUGCCGCACCACCGACAUACUCGUCCGGCACAAUGUGGCGGCGCGUGUGGUGGUGCUGCACGGCGAGGGCGACGUGUUUGGUGUGCGUGUGGCGCUGGGCCACGUGGACAUCUAUCCCAAUGGCAUCGGCUACUUUCCGCGCAAGAAACUGCAGCCGGGCUGCGACAGCAAGAUCUGCAGUCACAUGUACCCAUUCGUGUUGUUCAUGGAGGCGCUCAUCGAGGGCGUCAUGAUACCAGCCACCAAGUGCGAGAACUGGGCCAAGUUCAGGCAGGGCGAUUGCAGCUUCGAGAACACGAUCAACAUCGGCCUCAUCUAUCCGGCCAAUGCGAAGGGCCUGUACUUCUGCAUGACUCAGCCGAAUCCUCCGUUCACCUACAUGGAGCACGGCUUGAGGUAUCGGGCAAAGCAGCCAGAGAAAUCAAAAUCACAUAACGCUUGAAAUGCUGUUGAAUGGAAUUAAACUAGGAGAUAACUUGUUCUAAUAUUAUUAACUUGAUUGUAAGCUAGAUAUAAGUUAAUUUAUUCUAUAGAUGUAUAUCAAUUAUCCAUUUUUCAUAUUUAUGAAGAUGAAGAUAUUUGAAAAGUUUAAGCUAUUAUUGUACAACUGUUGUCUUUUUUCAUAUAUUUAAAUAUAUAUAUAGUAAAGGCCAAUUUUUAUUAAA
This is a messenger RNA of Drosophila mojavensis, 1938 nucleotides long. Its product is annotated as phospholipase A1 member A. Lineage: Eukaryota; Metazoa; Arthropoda; Insecta; Diptera; Drosophilidae. The record is from RefSeq and is a predicted model, not a curated record. Gene Ontology annotation, molecular function: lipase activity. The transcript is spliced from 2 exons. The coding region runs from base 618 to 1715 and encodes 365 amino acids.